Bombina bombina (fire-bellied toad) is the source of this 5049-nucleotide messenger RNA. RefSeq names its product nuclear receptor coactivator 7 (gene NCOA7). Gene Ontology annotation, biological process: response to oxidative stress; regulation of transcription by RNA polymerase II. The coding region runs from base 530 to 3256 and encodes 908 amino acids. Lineage: Eukaryota; Metazoa; Chordata; Amphibia; Anura; Bombinatoridae. The record is from RefSeq and is a predicted model, not a curated record. Gene Ontology annotation, cellular component: nucleus. The transcript is spliced from 16 exons.
GAGACCGUUGCUUUAUGCUCAGCAGCAGAGAAAGUUCCCAGCCAUCUGCAGCUUGUGUCACUUCUGAGGCUCUGACUGGCAAGAGGCAUCCCCAUGUCUAGGGAUCCCUGGGGUGCAGAAGGAGGAUCCUGCCUGUAAUAUUGGAUGGAAGCUGCAGCCAAUGUAUACAGUGCACUAGGGAGGAGGAGGGAAGGAAGCGAGACUAGGAGGAGGAGGAGGUGUUUUUUGCAGGCUGGCAGAUGCUGUGUUGUAUUGUUGAUCUGUUGUUGAAAGCUCCUAUCUAUAAUUGUGUGUUUAUAUAAUGUAAACAGUCGCGAAUCAUCAUAAAUGUGGCAGACACACUAUCCAUUAUUCUGACAGAUUGGACUUCAGACAUAGAAGACAGAAACAUCCCUACCAGGAUAUCAUAAGAAUAAGGAAAACUCUGCAACAGGCAAGCAAAGGAAGAGUGAAUCUAAAGCACAAGAGCAAGACCUGCAGACAUGAGGAACUAACAGGAGACAUACCUGCUCAUCACAUAGCUUCUAUCAUGGACAACAAGGAAGAAAAGAAAGACAGACGACCUGGAUAUUUUGCAAGGCUGAAGAAGAAACGUCUGGUGAAACAGAAUCCAGACCUUCCCUCCGCUAACUCGCAAGUCAGUGUGACACCCACUACCAAGGAUGACAAUUUAAAAGUAAUUUUAGGACAAAUUUCUGAAAAAGUUCCUGAUGAAGAAAAGAAAAAGAAAAGAAGUCAAGGGAAACAGUCCAGACGCAAUGAGAUUAAGAGAUACAGUGCUGGUGAGAAUCAAAAUAGAAACAGUGAAAAGAAAGAGAAGAAAAUGGUUGUGAAGAAGCCCAUUGGAACUGUUGAAUACACGGCAACUGCUACAGACACCUUAAAUUCUAUAGCACUGAAAUUCAACAUCACUCCGAAUAAACUUGUAGAACUGAACAGACUCUUCACCCACACUAUUAUGCCAGGACAGAUAUUGUAUGUACCAGACGGUGACCUUUAUUCUAAUGCAAGAGAUUCCAAAGCAAACACUCGAGUACCUGGAUCUCCAUUGUCAUCAGAUGCCGAGUUUGAUAAGCUUCCUGACGCCGACUUAGCUAGAAAAGCCACAAAAGCAAUAGAGAGAGUUUUGUCAUCUACUUCUGAAGAAGAGGAGCCGAUUGUUGUAAAGUUUUUAAAAAUGAAUUGCAGAUAUAUUACAGAUGGAAAGGGUGUAGUGGGUGGAGUAAUGAUAGUUACUCCCAACAACGUAAUGUUCGAUCCGCACAAGUCAGAUCCCUUGGUUAUUGAAAAUGGCUGUGAGGAGUAUGGUCUUAUCUGUCCAAUGGAGGAAGUUGUGUCUGUUGCUCUUUACAAUGAUAUCUCCCACAUGAAGAUUAAAGAUGCACUACCAUCCGACAUACCCAAGGAUCUUUGUCCUCUGUACAGGCCUGGAGAGUGGGAAGACCUUUCCUCUGAAAAAGAUAUUAAUCCAUUCAGCAAGUUUAAAUCUCUCAAUAAAGAGAAACGACUACAGAAUGGAGUUACUGGAGUGGGAAAUCUGGAGAAUAAGAUGAAUAAUUCCAUCAAUCACAAACAAGAGGAGGUAGCAAAGAACCAAGAAAGAAAUCAAGAUAAACAGCCAACUAACAUAUCAACAGGCCAAUUAAAUGGUGAUGCUCUUACAGUACAGACUGAUCAGUCAAUUGAAAUUACAACAAGCACUGAAACUAUAAAAGGGGAUAGUUCUCUUGUUGAGGAAGACUUUAUUGAAUUGGUAGAAACAUGUGCACAGCAGAAUGGAAAAGAUAUUUGCAAAGGACCUGAUGCAAAGAUAUUUUCAAGUGUGGAUGGAAGACCUAACACAUCUACUUCUAAUGUUCCUCAUGAUUUAUGUAAUAAUGGAAAUUUAAAUUGCUCAGAAGAAAAUAAGAUGGAUUCUAUUGGUAGAUUACACAUUGUAGAAGCUACAGGUGGAGCUUCAGGUGAACUAUGCCCUGGUCAUUAUGCUCAGCAAACACCAAAUGAAAUGGAAUCUAUAGAUCUUAGCCUCAGACCAUCUGGAGAGAGUACAGCUGUUUCUCAAGGUCUUCCAAAGUCAGAGGUUAAUGGGAAUAGUUCAACUGUGGACAAAAAUACCAACUGCAUCUUUGUAGAACCUGGAGAAAAGAGUAAAGAUCUCACUAGCCCAAACAGCCAAGCUGUGGGAGACAGAUUAAGUAGUGGUGAUCACAAAACCUUAGAUGAGUCACCAGAUUCCCUGUCACCGUGUUCUCCUGAGGAUUCUAGUCAAAAAGAAUCACAACUUGACAGCGAGUCUGAACUCAAGCUAUGGUUGUUGAAAAGAAUGCAAGGGCCAAUAGAAGAUAUGAUGCCUUCCAAAGAGGAGAAAAGCAAGAUUCCACCAAUGUUUUUAUGCAUCAAAGUGGGAAAACCAAUGAGAAAGUCAUUUGCUUCUCAAAGCACUGCAAUGGUACAGCAAUAUGCCCGAAAAAGGAAGCAACCAGAAUAUUGGUUUGCAGUGCCACAAGAAAGGGUGGACCAUCUUUACACAUUUUUUGUUCAGUGGUCACCAGAAGUCUAUGGCAAAGAUGCAAAGGAGCAAGGCUUUGUUGUGGUAGAAAAAGAUGAGCUAGACAUGAUUGAUAACUUCUUCAGUGAGCCAUCAACCAAAAGCUGGGAGAUCAUCACAGUAGAAGAGGCAAAACGACGGCAGAGCACCUGCAGUUAUAGUUAUGAUGACGAGGAGGAGGAAAUUGGCAGCUUUUUGCCCGAUUUAAAACAUCAGAGUUUACUACUAAAUGACAUACAUGUUGAAAAGCUGGCACAUCACCUGCCUGCACGGGUGCAAGGAUAUCCAUGGAAUCUGGUGUACAGUACCCAAAAUCAUGGCACAAGUCUGAAGACUCUGUACAGAAAUUUAGCUUCUCUGGACAGUCCUGUGCUACUAGUUGUCAAAGACAUGGAUAACCAGGUAUUUGGAGCUUAUGCCACUCAUCCUUUCAGGGUCAGUGAUCACUACUUUGGCACUGGAGAAACGUUCCUGUUCUCCUUUGAUUCUGAGUUCAAGGUCUUUAAAUGGAGUGGAGUGAACUCUUAUUUCAUCAAUGGAGAUAUACGAUUUUUAGAACUAGGAGGAGAGGGGGGUCGAUCUGGCCUUUGGAUUGAUUCAGACUUGUAUCAUGGACGCAGUAACCCUUGCAGCACUUUCAAUAAUGAAACCUUAUCUAAAAAAGAAGAUUUCAUUGUGCAGGAUGUUGAAGUGUGGACCUUCCAGUGAACUGAAGGCUUCAGUUAAUAUAACAAUAGGAUAAACGCAUCUUGUACUGCACCUAAGAAGCGAAUAUUCAAGUCUACAUAUUGUGGACAUAACCCUGCCUGUUCGGUGUUCUUUGACAAGUCAUGCAUCGUGCUGAUUUAUGGCUAUGUAUGGCAUCUGUCUCUGUACUGAAGAAUCUGUUUUUCCAAUAGUGCAGUGCAGUUAUAAGUAACAAGAAUACGGAAGACCACAUACGAAGAGCUGGAAACAGACUUUAGAGCAAUAGACUGGGUCAUGAAGAUAAGCAUGAAAUGAUCAUUGCUCCAAUUUCACACACUUAGAUGUGGAACCAGACCAAAAAUGAUGACUAAAUGGAGUUUAUUCCGAUAACUUUGAGAGAAACUAAAUAAGACUGCAUAAUGAGUUUAGAGCAUUUCAAGCUUUGUGUUUCAGCUAAAUGAAUGGAAACAAACAUUCAUAGUGAAAAGCAUUGUUUUAUUUUUUCUGUUGUUAAUUUAUUGAGCAGUGUAACUGGCCUGGCAUUUUGUAGACCUUUAUUGAAUAGCACUUUUUAUGUUUUUAUUGUCUUUUUUUCCUUUUUCUAAUCAUUUUUCAUUAUUGGAAUUCAAAUGCAUGACAAGAUUUUCACAUUUUGUUACCUCACUGAAAAAAACACACCAUUUUUACUAUAAUAAUAUAUAUAUAGAUGAAGGGGAGAUUACUGAAGUCAAGUCUCUAGUAUUGAAGGUGUCCAAACAUGCAAGAGUGUUCUAGGUACCUGAAAAGAAACAACAUUUUGUACACAUUUUGUCAGUGAAAAUUGAAAUGAACAAUAUUUAAAUUGCAUUUGAAGCCCAAAUUGUUUUUCAUGAUUUUUAUAAAACGUGAUUUUAAACAACUUUCCAAGUUAUUUCUAUUAUCGAAUUUGCUUCAUUCUCUUGUUAUCCAUUGUUGAAGGAGCAACAGUGCACUACUGGGAACUAGCUGAACACAUCUAGUGAACCAAUGACAAGAGGCAUUUAUGUGCAGCAACCAAUCAGCAGCUAGCUCCCAAUCUCAAACCUAGCUAGGUAUGCUUUUCAACUAAAGAUACCAAGAAAAUGAAGCAAAUAAAAUAAGUUAAUAGAAAAGUUGUUUAAAAUCACAUGCUGUGUCUGAAUCAUGAAAGAAAAUUUUGGGAUUUCAUGACCCCUUAAGGGAAUUACUACAUAGCGAAAUUGUUUAUUGUACUUCAAAUGCAACUAUAUCGAUUAUGUAUUGAAACAACUUUGUUGGGGUUUUUUGCCAGGAAACAUACACCGAAAUAUCUUACACUGGUCUUUAUGCACUGUCAUGCAAAAAAAUAUGAAUAUACGCCAGGCAUGCACAUCUAUAAAUAUAUAUAUAUACUAUACAGCACUUUUGACUUUAUAUACAGAACUUUAUCUCACUUGAAAUUUUGCUUACUGCUAGUUAAAUUCCUUUAUGGAAAUAUCAUUUUUGUUUUAGAAAACAUUAUACCUUUUAUUAUGUUACAAACAAAAACACAUAAUAAGGGUCUUUGGGUUUGAAUUUAGUCAGUAUAUUGUUAUUAUAUUAAAAAAAAAAAUUCUAUGAAAACGAAAAAACUAAUUUAUGCUGGUUUAUGGGCUGGUUGUUCUAAGAGCAGUGUAUUGUAUGGAGAAGCGCAGGACGUUUCUGCUAGCUGCUUGAUUUUAUUUUUGUAAAUGUAUUUUUUUCCCUCUGUAGUAAAAUACAUUUUGCCUUUUUUUCCCUGUUGUUUCUUGCUAAGUGAUGUUAAGAGGUGAUACAGUAAAACUGUAGUCCAUCUGAAA